Messenger RNA from Aspergillus pseudonomiae, 2904 nucleotides. RefSeq lists its product as uncharacterized. NCBI's taxonomy places the organism in Eukaryota, Fungi, Ascomycota, Eurotiomycetes, Eurotiales, Aspergillaceae. The record is from RefSeq and is a predicted model, not a curated record. The transcript has a single exon. Bases 1 to 2904 code for a protein of 967 amino acids. Gene Ontology annotation, molecular function: protein binding.
AUGGCUGAGGCUUCGAUUGCUUACCCCGCGUCAUUAGACACGCUAUAUGAUGAAGCGUCCUCGUUGAAGCAAUUAUAUGAGCCUAUCCAGUUAGCAGAUGCUGAGAUAGUUCCAAUCUUACAGCUACCUCUCGCAAAGACUGUCUUUGGCCACGAUUCGGCAGAUGAGAGUACUCUCGCUCGUGUAUCUAGCGGAGAAAUCUCGUAUACAACCUUUUUGGCCAACAAGACGAAGUCCAUAUCUCAUACGCCACUAGAUGGCUUGACCCCUGAACAGCGGAGCUCGCAGCUGCUUCACAUUGGUCUAGCAGCCCUCUUCAGUUUUCUUCAGUCCAAUGUCACUGGACCCCCACUAAGCUUCAACCCUGCAGAGCUAAUUAUUCCGUCCACUCUGCGAACUGAUCCGACAUGUCUGAGAGCCGUCCGAGCGCAUAUAAUUCGCGACCUCUCAGUGGAUGGCGAAGCGGCUUAUAGAUUGACUCCUAAUGUGGAGCUUUUCGCUGUUGCGAAGGCUAUCCUAGCCGAUACUGAUGUUCUACUUACGAAUGGCCCGUUGGUUGCGAGGACGGCAAGAAUGCGUGUCAAUUUUCUUCACCAGAAGAUGCUAUCAGAAAUCACUGGCACGCUUCAGGAUGCGAUCUAUUCCGAUAUGGAGCAAAUUAGCAGCAUUUUGUUGAAUGGAAAUACUGCUGGCUCAGAGAAAGGGAAAUUCCUACUCGAGAGAGCACUUAUCCACACUCACCACGGUCUUGAUUCCAAAGCUAGAGCCGAUAUCGACAAGGCUGCAUCAGAACGGAACUUCAAAUUUGCUUUAACCGGAAAAUUGGGCAAAAGAACCAAGUUCCAAGAGCGCGAUAUCAGUCAACUCGUCAUCAUUGCGAAGAGUGCCGACGAUGCAGCGGAUACGAACAUCAACAGCUCAGGUGAUUCGGAGCCCUCGGGGCCGAAGAACUUAGACCUCAACGAUGAUACCCUUCUGGAAUCUAUAUCUUUUACGAAAGAUGAGAAACAAGAGAUCCAGAAUAAUCAAGUUACCGUACAAGAGGAGUCGACGCUCCCGCCAAUGCUGGCAUCUCUUGAUCCUGGGAAUCAGCCAAAGCUCAGCCCUGUGGACUCCGCUAUUCUCUUAGCUCUUGCAGCCGCGAUAACUAACACCACACCUGAGGAUGGUCUAACUCGAGAGGAGACACACCCCUACGCCACCCGAGUUCUUGAGGGUGGUAGCUCAAACUGGCAGAUCUACACACAGGGUCUUCUAGCUCGGAGCAGAAUUGAGGGCUAUAGGGCUCGAACUGUGGAAAGAUCUGUUUUACAAAUGCAAGCCCUUGUGGAUCAAGUCAUUGCCGACACCGCUACCCUCGAUAGUCAAGCCACUUCUACUGUCGAGGAACCUACUACAUUCCUUCCAAGACCCGAGAAAUCCGAAUCCGCGUCAGCUGCAGAGAGACUUGAAUACAUAUGGCUUCUGAGUUUCUCCACCAGGUGGGAUCUCGAGGCUGAGCUGGCAUCUCGUUGGGUCAAUCUCGGAGGAUUGCGCACUGCUCUGGAAAUUUAUGAGCGUUUACAGAUGUGGGCGGAGGCUGCGCUAUGCUAUGCCGCUACAGAAAGAGAGGAGAAGGCUAAGUCCACGGUUCGCAGACAACUCUACGAACCUACGAACAAAGACCUUGAGGACGAAAAUGACAAGUUUGAGGGACCCGAGCUCUCGCCUCUCCCUGCUGAUGCCCCAAGGCUUUUCUGUAUUCUGGGAGAUCUUGACUCAGACGCAACCAUGUACGAGCGCGCGUGGGAGGUCUCGAAUAACAGAUACGCUCGUGCUCAGAGGUCUCUGGCUCGGCAUUACCUCUCGAUGAAGCCGCCUGCUUUGGAAAAGGCAGAGGAAGCUUUCCGCAAGAGCUUGCAAAUUAACCGUCUUAACCACGGCGCUUGGUUCUCUCUAGGCUGCGUGCAGCUUGAACUACAACGUUGGGAUGAUGCGAAGGCCUCAUUUACUCGGGCUGUCCAAUUGGAAGAAAACGAUGCUGAAUCAUGGAGCAACCUUGCUGCAGCUAUUCUACAAACACCUCAGCCAGAUGAAUCCACGCCUACUGCUGUGGAGCAGCUGCCAGACGAAGAGCGCGAACCGGAAACAGAGAAAGCACCGGAAGAUCCUCACAAGCACAAGCGCGAGGCCCUUGCAGCCCUCAGUCGUGCGGCUCAGCUCAAGAAUACAAACUCUCGUAUCUGGGACAACGUGCUUACGGUGGCAGCUUCAAUCCCUCCUCCGUUUACCCCAUUCCGUGAUGUGAUUACCGCACAGAGGAAACUCAUCGAGAUUCUCGGUGAUAAGAAAGGCGAAAAAUGCAUCGAUCUUGCGAUCUUGGGCAUGCUUGUCGACUACCUUACCACUGCCUACGAGUAUGAAGAGCUUGUAAUCAACGUUGACAAUGGCAGUGAGCCUCCUCAGCAAGUCAUUCGCAGUGGUACAAUCGCUGGCCAGAUUCUGUCUCUGCUGGACAACUCGGUUGUGCCACAAAUCACGCACUCUGCCUCACUUUGGCUUCUUGUUGCCCGUGUUGAACAAUGGCGUGGACGGCCGACGAAAGCCUUAGAAGCUCAUGAAAAGGCUUGGCGUGCCACCGUGGCCUCGUCAACACAGGGAGCAUUUCAGAUGGGUGAUGAGAAGAAGUGGAUGGAAAUCGUACGUGCUACAGAAAAGUUGGUCCGCAAUGGGUAUUCUAAAUACGGACCUAUGGACAAAGAAGGCCAGGAAGAUGCGGGUGAGGCUGAGCUCGUUGCCAAAGAUUGGAGGUUUAAGGCUCGUAGUGCAGUAAGGGGUAUUCUGGGCAAAGGCAAGGAGUUCUGGGAGGAUAGUGAAGGGUGGUCGCAGUUGAAGGAGCUGCAGAGUGAGGUUGGAAGCACAUAA